UCGAAAAGGACGAGGCCUGUUGUUAUAAUGGACCUAGCAAGCUUAGCUUCUUCCAAGUUCCAACAUCUCCCCCUAAUCUGCCAAUUUCCACGCUACCGACUGGCCGGAGGCCUUGCUAGCUUAGAACAUUGAGAAACUCCACCGCAUCUAUCUAUACAAGCGGAGGAGUUUGCUCAAACCCAUUAUCGGUGCUGAGGUCGAAGCAUGGUCUGAGAGCGGAGUUUCUAAACCUAGCGGAUCCACCGAUUCUGCAACAUCAUCCAACUGAUAUAGGACAGGGGGAGUAGAAGAAUAAUACUUCGAAAUAUUGAGAAUAAAUUCUCAUAAAAAUGUAAGGAUGGUAAUAGAGAUGGAUAUCCAACCCGUUGGGCGGGGGUUUGGUGGACGUUUUCUAUCCAUGGAUUUUCAGGCCAUCCACAAACUCAUGGAUGGAGAAAUGGCCCAAUAGAUGCCCGCUGCAUCCCAGACUGAUAGGGUGCGCUGGUACCCACAUUCUGCUUCGUAUUUUCCCUGCAUAGCCACACUAAGUCAGCCCAUCGAUCGAGCGGCCUGGGAAAACAUUGGUGCACGAAGUGGUAGAUAAUAAUAGCCAAUGGGGCGGAUCCGAAACCGACAGAUCGCGUCACAGGGCAGCCAAGCUGAGCAGCCAGUCGCACCACCUCCUUCGGGAUUGCUUGAAAGGCUUGGCGUAAGGGAUGGAACGUCGUUAUGCCUAAUAGCAGCAACAUUCACACUGGCCAGCAGUUUAGUCAAUUUCCAAGUGUCUCUAUUAGGUGAUGAUGGGUUUACCAGCAAGGAGUACUAUAGUGAGUUGGUAACUGGCACAAUGGAGGUAGCUGUUUGCGGCCCCUAUAUAGUUCUGAAAUCGCAGGAGUUCGUGUCCAAUCUGUUGCCGUCGUGGAACACAUGCCGUCCUAACGUGCGGAUUUUCAGAGACACGGUCAUUCUUGUGGUCAUAUCUUAUCUGAUACUACUGGACAUCAACUGGAGCUUCGUCUGGCUCGCCAUCUUUCCCGUCACAGCCAUUGUUUUCAUACGAGCUCUGUACCUCAAGUUCAAUCGUCGUACUGGUGGCAGGAGUGUUCAAGGCACUCCAGGAUCUUCUAAGGUCGUUGAGAAGACCAACAGGAAAGCUAUGGAGUUUGUGAGCAUAGUGAUGAUGACGCUUGGGGCGCUAUUGGUUAUGGACCAGCUACCAGACCAUGCAGCCUACGGUUUCGCCAUCUCCCAGUUCCUUCUGUUCCUAAGCUGCACGGUGGCGGCGCUGACGCGCAUGAUGAUGAAGCUGCCGGCUGGCGCCUCGCCAGGCAUAGCACCGGCAUCGGAGAUGCUCCACAAGACCCUGCUUAUCCUCCUACUGGUGACUGGGCACACGGUAGCUGCAGAGUGGCUGGGCGAGGAAGUCGUUGUGCUCUGCUUGCCGGAGGUCAUCCCUGUGCUUCUUUGGUUCAUUCUUCACAUCGACCGUAAACCAGGCAGCAGCUCCGUCAUGAGCGUCCACAAAAUGAAGGCACACAUAAAUUGGCUUGGCUUGAUCGGUGCCGUGGUGGUUGCUCCUCUUUUCGCGUACCUGUUGUUCACCAUGGAUGAAUCUGGGCUCUCCGGCUGGUGUAUGACAUUCCAGGUGUCAUGUGGCGUCUCAGGGAUCCUGACAUACUACCUUGUGUUCAUGCUAAACCACUGGACGAGGCAACAAGUUGCAGCUGCUGGCAAGGAGGAUGGGGCUUCCGGUAUGCUCAAGUUAUGGGCCUAUGCUUUGCUGAUAGCGUGGGCUGCGUCUCUGCUGCUCAGGUGUCUGGUUUCUCUCCGGCUUGGGCUGCAACUACCACUGCAUGCAACGGCUGUGUAUGCCGGUAAUAUUUCUGGUUUUAGCUACUCAAAUUAAUACUAUAUUGUGUUUUCUACACCCUCGGUUUUUAAAUAUAAGACGUUUUGGCAGUUCAAAUUGAACUACCAAAACAUCUUAUACUCAGGAACGGAGAUAAUAAUUUGUACUAUAUGUAAUGUUGUAGCGUGUUUGUGAAAAUACGCGGUGCUGUGAGUCUUGCGUGCACAUGCAUCAGUGUGCUAGUUAGUUGUAAAGAAACCCAAACAAUUUGGAGCUAACUAGCAAGCUAGUGUAUUGUACUACUAGUGUUGCACGUGUGCAUGCUACUGUGCUAGCACCCAGUAGUUGUACAGGUUCCGUGUAGUAAUAUAGUUGGAGGGAGAGAGAGCUAGCUGUGUGGGCAUAUUGCUAAGCUAGUUAUGUGUGCGUCCAUGUGAUUUUUUAAGACUGUAUAUAAUCAAAUACUCCCUCCGUUUCUAAAUAUAAGUCUUUUAGACAUUUCAAAUGGACUAUAAUAUACGAAUGUAUGUAAACAUAUUUUAAAGUAUAGAUUCAUUCAUUUUGCUUUGUAUUUA
Messenger RNA from Triticum aestivum (bread wheat), 2403 nucleotides. RefSeq lists its product as uncharacterized. The coding region runs from base 593 to 1885 and encodes 430 amino acids. Lineage: Eukaryota; Viridiplantae; Streptophyta; Magnoliopsida; Poales; Poaceae. The transcript has 4 exons. The record is from RefSeq and is a predicted model, not a curated record.